This is a messenger RNA of Malurus melanocephalus (red-backed fairy wren), 998 nucleotides long. Its product is annotated as lysine-specific demethylase 4B-like. The transcript is spliced from 7 exons. NCBI's taxonomy places the organism in Eukaryota, Metazoa, Chordata, Aves, Passeriformes, Maluridae. Gene Ontology annotation, molecular function: histone H3K9 demethylase activity. The record is from RefSeq and is a predicted model, not a curated record. Gene Ontology annotation, biological process: chromatin remodeling. Gene Ontology annotation, cellular component: nucleus. Bases 57 to 983 code for a protein of 308 amino acids.
AUCUUUUUUCUUCCCUUUUUCCUCCUUUUCCCUUGUGCAGCCGCCGGACUGGAACUAUGGGGUCGGAAAACCCGAGCCCGCAGAACCCUGGCUGCAAGAUCAUGACCUUCCGACCCACUCUGGAGGAAUUUCGGGAUUUUGGGAAGUUCAUUGCCUACAUGGAGUCCCAGGGAGCUCACCGGGCAGGGCUGGCCAAGGUGAUCCCUCCCAAGGAGUGGAAACCACGGCGGACGUACGAUGACAUUGAUGACAUGGUGAUCCCAGCCCCCAUCCAGCAGGUGGUCACGGGCCAGUCUGGSCUCUUCACCCAGUACAACAUCCAGAAAAAACCCAUGACCGUGGGCGAGUACCGGCGCCUGGCCAACAGCGAGAAGUAUUGCACCCCUCGCCACCAGGAUUUUGAAGACCUGGAGCGGAAAUAUUGGAAGAACCUGACCUUUGUGUCUCCCAUUUAUGGGGCCGAUAUCAGCGGCUCUCUGUAUGAUGCAGAYGUGGAUGAGUGGAACAUUGGGAAUCUGAACACCCUGCUGGACAUGGUGGAGCACGAGUGUGGCAUCAUCAUCGAGGGUGUGAACACUCCCUACCUCUACUUUGGGAUGUGGAAAACCACUUUUGCCUGGCACACAGAGGACAUGGAUCUCUACAGCAUCAACUACCUGCAUUUUGGGGAGCCCAAAUCCUGGUACGCCAUCCCCCCAGAACAUGGCAAGAGGUUGGAACGCCUGGCCAAAGGAUUUUUCCCGGGAAGCUCUCAGGGAUGCGACGCUUUCCUCCGGCACAAGAUGACCCUCAUUUCUCCCUCCAUCCUGAAGAAAUAUGGGAUUCCCUUCGACAGGAUCACCCAGGAAGCAGGAGAGUUCAUGAUCACAUUUCCUUACGGUUACCACGCUGGUUUCAACCACGGCUUCAACUGCGCCGAGUCCACCAAUUUYGCCACUUUGCGCUGGAUCGACUACGGGAAAAUGGCAACACAGGUGGGGUGAGGGGCUGGAGCAAAC